AACAUCUAGAUGUUACAUGCUGCUGACACUUAUGAUGAUACAGUACUAGAGAGAGAUCUAUAUAUGUGUGAAGAUUAGUUCAGGUUGUGCUAGCAAGCUGUCUUAAGCUCACCACUGAGGAUGUCUGAGAAGUUAACAGAGUCGGUACGUGGCCCGGCACUGACCCUGUACAACAGGUUUGCUGAACUGAUGCUGGUUGUUGGCCUGGAUGAGAAUACUGGACUGGUGCCUGGAAGAAAAGAUGAUAGUGAUGGUGACAGGGAUGAUUUACUCAGCAAUCUUUUUGACGAUGUCUACGAGGCUCAGGUCCUUGCAGCCAUAUCUGCCUCUAAAGCCCUGGUGUUCCAGCCCCACCUGAUGGAGGACCCGACCUACCCGCCCGCACCUGAGUCUGUGGUUGGCAUGAACAGUUUUAAGUCUUUCAGGUCACAAGCAGAAGAUUCCAUCAACGGGAGAAGUAAAAACUACACGUCCCAUCGCACUGUGUCUGUCAACCCAUCAGUCAUCAAACAACACCUGAGCAAACCUGAAGCCACUGCCAUGUCCAAGGCAGUUGUAGACCUACCGUUGUCUAAAGAUGCUAUUGAGGCCAUCACGACUUUCUGCUUUCCUGAGAAUGUUCAUGUGUUCAGGGAAAAGCCAGACAACAGCAUCCACUUCUUAGUGCUGACUGAUGUGUCAGGCAGCAAGACGUAUGCUUCAUGUCUGACCUUCUAUAAACCAUACAAGUUAACCAAGGAGUCAAAUGGAAACAUCUCUUACACCAUACAAGACACCAGCCAGAAACUGAACCACCAUCCUAACAUAUUCUAUUGCUACAUCCCUCAGUGUUGUGUGCUGGUCUCCAAAUACCCUUACUUCUACGCCAUGAAGGAAUGCUUGUCUUGCAUGAUCAGCCAUGUGGAGCGAGACCUGGAAGAAAUGUUUCAGUUUCUUAAAGACUUCACCUACACCAUGACCAUGUCACCUGUUCCCCCUGCUGGCAAUGUUGUUGUGGAAAUGACUGUGUUUAAUUUAUCCGUGUCAUUGUUCCCCACUGAGACCCCUGAGAAGCCUGUCCUUGACCUGCCCCUACACCUGACCUUCCUGUGUUUCCCUGUGGAUGAGCUGCUGAAGGUGUUUACAGCCAUCCUGUGUGAGGAGAGGCUUGUGUUUGUCAGCUUCAACUACGCUCUGCUGACCACUGUCAUGGAGAGUUUUUUGUACUACAUUCUACCAUUCAGCUGGAGGUUCACCUAUGUUCCGAUACUUAGCGCCUCCUCUCUGGAGCUGCUAGAGGCCCCAGGGACGUUCAUGAUGGGCUGUCACUCCAAACAUUUGGAUGUUGUUGAGCAGGUUGAAGGUCUAGUCGUUGCCAACAUAGAUGAAGGCACCGUUACAGUGAACGCCUCUGAGAAUAUGUCCCCCACCCAGAUCAACCCCCACUCAGAUUUCUACGUCCUCUGCGAGCCUGGAUUCAUUCCAAACCUUCCUGUAGAGCCUGCUAACCUGUUUAAGAAAAUAUGCAAGAGAUCCAAAUUUCAGAUGGAACUCUCAGAUGUUCAAAGACCAUUCUGCUAUGAUAUUGAGGAAGAAAAAGCGUUCCGCAUGAAGAAGUGUAUGCAGUUUAACACAGAAAUUAGUUUUGCUUUCUUGGAGAUGAUGGUCAAUUUGUUCAGAGGCACUUUAGCAUAUUUGAAAAUUGAACUUCGUCGCUUUAACAAGCAGCAGUUUAUUGAGAGUGUUCCUGAGUGUGAUAAACCAUUCUACGAGAGGGUUUUAAACACUGACAUGUUUAAGCAGUUUCUUGAGGACAGGCUCAAUGAGAAGUUUGACUACUGGUCAGAUUAUGAAAUCAAAACUCGUCCCUAUGCCAAGAAGAUAAUUAGUGGACAAGAUGGCUCACCUGGACUUUCUCACAGGCAGAUGAUGAAACCUACCCGCAGACAAGUCUCCAUCACAACGUUCUCCUCCCUCUCCCCUCGCACUUUUGAAGUCUUCCGGCUUCCACCUCUCAAUGAUUCUCUUUCUUACGCUAAGACCACCAUGGAUAUGCUGAACAAAAACAUUGAUGAAUGUCGUAACCUGUUCUACAAGUCUUCCUACCUGUAUCUGAGGGGAAUGUUUCACGCUGCGGAGGGAAAUGUCGUAGCUGCCUUGGACGAUCUUUUAAGUCUCCACGCCAACAAUGCAAAGCUUUUACCAAUUCACUUGGUGCGUAAACUCCUUCAGCUGGUCCCUGAGGCAGAGAGGGAGGAGAUCCUGCGCAAGAAAGGUGUGCUGCACAUGACGCACCUGGCCCAGGACCUGGAGCAUGAGAAGUCCUUCCAGCGCAGGUGUCUGGUUGACAAAAUACCUAUCCCAGACAACGACCUCAGUCUGGAAGAGUUUGUUGAGGCCAUCUCUCUACUGGAGAUGGCCAAUGACUACGACACCAUACAGAGACUUUUUCUGGCCCUGGCCCAGCCUUGGAAACCCACACAUGUAGAAAAGUACACCUUUGAGGUGCUGCGUUUGUCUUAUGAAGAGAACCAGGUCCAGUGUGAGUCCCUGUCCCUGCCUGAUGAAUGUCUACAGGCCAACGAAACUGUUCUCAGGGUGUCCAACCUCAUUAAGACAGACUUUGGCAUGGGCCGCAUUGUACUCACUGAUAAAAGGUUGUUUUUUAUCAAGGAUGUGAGUAACAGGUAUAGGGAGGUGGUCAAGCUGAGGAACAUCACUAAACUGGAGAAGUUACAGAACCAUUCUUUCCUAAUGGCAGUGGACGUUCUGGUUAUAAUAGACACAGAAAACAAAGUAAAGUUUACAGCCUGGCUGAAAGAAGAAAGAAACUGCUGGGCGGCCAUGAUUGAUGAGAUGAGGGCCGGUAAAAUUGUGGCCGAGGCAACAAAAGACUACACCGCCAUCAGCCAGGCCAUCCAGAAUGUGUUGCUGGUUGAUGCUGUCAUCAAAAGUGGCCACGAUGAGCGCACCACACACCACAGCCACAUCAACCGCGCGGCCGAGGCCCUCUGCUACUUCACAGCGUACAUGUCUGAAGGCCGUCACAACCUGCCACGCGACACCAUCACGGCCCUGCAGCACAGGGUGGACCCCAACGCUGGCCAGAGGGAGAGAAAGACUGUAGAGGUGCUGCUCUACACAGCAGGAUACUCACAGAACAACGUGCCUCCUCGACUGUGGUGUGGGAUGGGGGACGGGAAGGUCCGAGUUUUUGAUGCAACUAACUGGUCACUAGAGAGGAGCUUUGUUCAGGCCAAAAAUACUGUGUCUGCCAUGUUGGCGGUGGGUGACCUCACAGUGUGGGUGGGGUCGUAUGGCAUCUACAUCAUUGACACAGAGACCAUCAGGAGCAACAAAACCCUGACGGAGCACAGUGACUUAGUUUCUGACAUGGUGCUCAGUGCUGAUAAAAGAAAUGUCUACAGUUCCAGUGUGGAUGGAACCAUCAUCAAAUGGGAGGUUCAGACCCUGAGGAAGCUGAUACAGAUGCGGGUCACAGAGAGCAAGAGCCUGAGGUUCAUCAGGCUGUACGAUGAUAAGCUGUGGUGUGGGACUUGGCAGAAGAUUAUUGCCCUUGACACCCAAGGGACACAACUACAGGUGUUUUCUUAUGCCGAGCCUGAAACUGGCAAGCUGCAAGAGCUAGACUGUUUUGAGAUAUUUAACGAUGAGAUCUGGGCGGGCUGUAGACGCACUGGUCAAGUGGUCAUCUGGGAUGAGAAGACCACGAAGAUGAAGCAAGUUCUCAAACCAGAGUGUCGAGGCAUCAGCUGUAUCCUGCUCUUUGGGGAAAAGGUGUGGGUAGCCACUAAAGAUGGCACCAUCUACAUCUACCACUCCUCCAGCAAGCAGCAAUGGAAGACCAUCAAGGCCCACGAGGAUGCCAUUAGAUCACUUUGUGCAGCCGAGUCUCGAUACAUUAUGUCUGGUGCAGGAUCUAAAGAUGGUAAAGUUGCCAUCUGGAGCCCAAACUCUGACAUCAGUGAAGUUGAUGCUGGGCUCUGUGCCCCUUAGUGCCCUUCAUGCCCUGCAGUGCUGCCUGAUUCCUUUCAUGCCCCAUCAUGCCCUGUUUGUGUCUUGAUACCUUUUCAUUCCCCAUGAUGCCCUCCUUGUCACAA
Messenger RNA from Physella acuta, 4100 nucleotides. Its product is annotated as DENN domain-containing protein 3. The record is from RefSeq and is a predicted model, not a curated record. NCBI's taxonomy places the organism in Eukaryota, Metazoa, Mollusca, Gastropoda, Physidae. Gene Ontology annotation, biological process: regulation of Rab protein signal transduction. Gene Ontology annotation, molecular function: protein binding. Gene Ontology annotation, cellular component: cytoplasmic vesicle.